ACUCGAAACAGUUGAAGCUCUAUCGAAAGAGAUACUUUUAUGCUCAGCUGCACUACGUGGCUACACGCGCCGGCUCUGCGUCUUGGCAUUCCCACUCCUUCAGCGGCGUCAAAGCCGGGCAGCUGGUCCUCCACCAUGGCCACGCCGUCCUCUGCUCGAAUCGCCAUCGUCGGCGACGUCCAUGAUGAUUGGAGUCUGGAAGAAGAUACAAAAGCACUUCAAUUCCUCGAGCCGGAUUUGGUGCUUUUCACAGGUGAUUUUGGCAAUGAGAAUGUUGAUCUUGUAAGAAGUAUUGCAGAGGUUGACAUUGCGAAAGCAGUUAUUUUGGGGAAUCACGACGCAUGGGGUACUCAAAAGUUUUCUGCAAGGGAGAAGGAUCCUGUCCAACUUCAACUAGAAUGUCUAGGUGAUGAGCAUGUUGGCUACAGACGCAUUGAUUUUCCAUCAGUGAAACUGAGUAUUGUCGGUGGACGACCAUUCUCUUGUGGUGGUAGCUCUCUCUUCAGGAAAAAGCUACUGGUUGCUAGAUAUGCGGUUCACGACAUGGGUGAAAGUGCCAAGAGGAUCUAUCAAUCUGCUUUAGGGACUCCUGAAGAUCAUUCAAUCAUCUUACUGGCUCAUAAUGGACCUACUGGCCUUGGGUCUAACAUGAAUGAUAUCUGUGGAAGAGAUUGGUUCUUUGGAGGUGGUGACCAUGGUGAUCCAGAUUUAGCAGAAGCAAUAUCCCAUUUAAAAGAGACCACCAAAUUAUCUAUCCCUUUGGUGGUAUUUGGUCACAUGCAUAAACAGCUGGCACAUGGAGCUGGUCUUCGGAAAAUGAUUGUUUUUGGAGAGGAUAACACUGUAUAUUUGAAUGGGGCCAUUGUCCCUAGGGUAAAAAGAUUGGGAAAUGAACAGGAAAGCCAUAAGAGGAGCUCCACGUUUAAUGAGACACCAGGUACAGCGUCAGAAUCAGGAGGCACAGCGCGGGCCUUCACUAUAGCAGAGAUCUUGGACGGACGAGUGGAGAAAGUUACGGAAACUUGGGUUUCAGUGGUGGGAGAAAAUAUAUCCUUAGAAGAAGAACACAUAAUGUUCCGUAGGACAACUGCAGGUAACAGGCGGGCAUUGUAAGUAAUGCGGUCUGUCAUGACAACAAAUAUCACAUUCCUGUGAGGACAAACUUGUGGUCAUGUACAUAAAGGACAUAAGCUUGGUCAGUCCGUAAUUUCAUAUUCCCUUUCUUUCUUUGGUUAAAAAUUGUGUACUUCUCCUUGAAUUUCAGAUUCACAUGAGCUGUGACUGUGUUCAUACAUUUGACUUGAAUCAUGUUGCCUACCAGCCUCCUUUGCUCCUUC
This is a messenger RNA of Coffea eugenioides, 1337 nucleotides long. RefSeq lists its product as uncharacterized. The record is from RefSeq and is a predicted model, not a curated record. Gene Ontology annotation, molecular function: hydrolase activity. The transcript is spliced from 9 exons. Lineage: Eukaryota; Viridiplantae; Streptophyta; Magnoliopsida; Gentianales; Rubiaceae. The coding region runs from base 40 to 1113 and encodes 357 amino acids.